Messenger RNA from Purpureocillium lilacinum, 216 nucleotides. RefSeq lists its product as uncharacterized. Gene Ontology annotation, biological process: vacuole fusion, non-autophagic. The record is from RefSeq and is a predicted model, not a curated record. Lineage: Eukaryota; Fungi; Ascomycota; Sordariomycetes; Hypocreales; Ophiocordycipitaceae. Gene Ontology annotation, molecular function: endopeptidase inhibitor activity.
AUGCCUAGCUACAUUGUUACUUGCAAGGACGACGCGACCCCUGAGCAGGUCGAGGCUGCCAAGCAGCACGCCAAGGACCAAGGCGGCACCAUCGGACACGAGUACUCGCUCAUCAAGGGCUUCUCUGUUUCCUUCCCCAACGACGCCGUCACGACCCUCGAGAGCAACGAGCACGUCAAGGCGGUCGAGCAGGACGGCCAGAUGCACACGCAGUAG